AUGGCAACUAUCGUGAAUCCAAAUAACUGGCACUGGGUUGAGAAGAGUUGCAUACCCUGGGCAAAACAAUAUUUGACCGAUAACUUGUCUAAAGUCACAGUAGAAAAGGACGAUUAUAAAGCCACAGUAACAAAUGUUGGACCAAUUACCGGAGACUGCGAUAUCACACAGAGAAAGGGGAGGGUGAGAUGCUUAAUAGAGCUGGCGGUCAAUUUUGUUGUCAAGGUGGAAAAAGAAGGUGGUGAAGAUUCUACUUUCGAUAUUUCUCUUCCGGAAUUCGAGCACGAUCAACUAGAUGAAGACUACCACUUUCAGAUCAAGAAUGGAAACCCGGAGUACAAAAAUUUUUUAAGAACAUACGUUAUUCCAGAGGUUUUGACCGUUUUCAAAUCCUUCCAGCCCGAUCUUCUGGAAGACCAUAGAAAAACUUUGAUGCAUAAUGCCAAUUAA
Molecule: messenger RNA, 450 nt
Organism: Brettanomyces bruxellensis
Lineage: Eukaryota; Fungi; Ascomycota; Pichiomycetes; Pichiales; Pichiaceae
Exons: 1
Coding region: 1-450 (149 amino acids)
Biological process (GO): protein folding; positive regulation of ATP-dependent activity
Cellular component (GO): cytosol
Molecular function (GO): protein-folding chaperone binding; ATPase activator activity
Source: RefSeq, a predicted model, not a curated record